This is a messenger RNA of Kockovaella imperatae, 1788 nucleotides long. Its product is annotated as siderochrome-iron uptake transporter. Gene Ontology annotation, molecular function: transmembrane transporter activity. Gene Ontology annotation, biological process: transmembrane transport. The transcript has 8 exons. The record is from RefSeq and is a predicted model, not a curated record. Bases 1 to 1788 code for a protein of 595 amino acids. Lineage: Eukaryota; Fungi; Basidiomycota; Tremellomycetes; Tremellales; Cuniculitremaceae.
AUGGGUCUCUUCCGCAAAGCGUCCGUGACGCACCUCUACCCUGACGAUGCGAUCCGUCACGAGUUGGAGCAACAAGGCGACACCAAGACUGCUUUCGGUGACAAGUCACCAGGUGUCCGAAGGAUAGAAGCCAUCUCGAAAUGCUUCACGUCCUGGCAUCUCUACGUCUUGUUCAUUUCCAUCUUUUUCGUCUCUUGUGAGUGGGGCUGUCUUCUGCUCGAUGGCUUUGUGCGAUUCCAAUUUCAGACGUAUGCCGUAGCUUCGUUUGGCCUCACGGCUCAGAUCUCCACCGUGAACGUCGUCAGAGGUAUCGUUGCCGCGGCCGCUCAACCUGCUUUCGCCAAAAUCUCUGAUUACUUUGGACGUAUCUCCAUCUUGUUCAUCGCUGCCAUGUUCUACGUCGUGGGAACCAUACUCUGCGCCGCUAGUAAAGACCUCGCCCAGUUCUCCGGGGGAGCUUUGCUGUAUCAAUUUGGCUACACUGGAAUCCAGCUUCUCGUCGAAGUGAUCAUUGCCGAUACCACUUCUCUCCGAUCUCGACUUUUCUUCUCUUACAUUCCCGCCUUACCGGGUGUCAUCAAUACCUGGGUCUCCGGAAACGUUGUCAAUGCGGUCUUGGCCAAUUCGAGCUGGCGCUGGGGAAUCGGCAUGUGGGCGAUCAUCUUCCCCGUCCUCGCUAUACCCCUUCUGUACUGUCUUGUUCAUGCCGAGAUCCGAGCGGGCAGAGCUGGAUACCUGGACGAUAUUCCCAGCCCAUUCCGAUCCCUUUCACACGCGAGUCUAUGGACAGACGUUUUCUGGCAGAUCGAUCUCGUCGGCCUUCUCCUUCUCGCCGCCUCCUUCGCUUUGAUCCUCUUACCGUUCACCCUCGCUGGAGGUGUCGCCUCUCUAUGGCCCACAGCCAGGAUCAUCACACCCUUGGUCGUCGGGUUCGUGGUGGCUUUACCCAUCUUUGUCAUUUGGGAACUGAAGUUCGCUCGUCAUCCCGUUGUCCCAUUCCGACUCCUCAAAGAUAGACAAAUCUUGGCUGGAUUGACUAUCGCUUGUCUGCUCAACACUGCUUGGUACUGUCAAGGCGAUUACCUGUAUCAAAUUUUGAUCGUCUCAUUCGAUCGCGAUAUCAUCUCUGCCACUCGGACUCAAAACAUUUACACCUUUGUCUCUGUCAUUACGGGUGUUUCUCUCGGCUUGGUCGUCCGUAAAGUCCGUCGAAUCAAGUGGUUCGUCGUCGCGGGUACUUCCCUCUUUGUCCUUGCAUUUGGACUCUUGAUCCGAUUCAGAGGAGGCAAAACGUCAGAUUACGCAGGUCUUGUCGCUGGGGAAGUCAUCCUGGGUCUUGCGGGUGGUCUGUUCCCUUACCCUACUCAAGUCUUGGUCCAGUCUGCAGUCCAGCACGAACGAACAGCAGUCAUCACCUCCUUAUACCUCGCUUGCUAUUCGAUCGGAUCCGCUCUCGGCAAUACCAUCGCUGCUGGAAUCCUUACCAACACACUUCCCGGCAAGAUUCAAGAUGAAUUCGUUCUGCACGGAAUCAACAAUGCGACGCUCGCCGCUGAAGCCUAUGCUGACCCUUAUGGGUUCUCAGCGACUUGGCCGAUGGGCACACCUCAGCGCGAUGCCCUGGCGGCAGCUACGAGAGAGACUCAACGACUCAUGUGUAUCGCCGGUAUCUGUAUCUCAAGCUUACUCGUCUUUGUCUCGCUGUGUCUCAAGAACCCCCACUUGUCAGACGAACAAUCGUUCGAAAAUGCAGAAGGGCGGGAGGAGUCGAUAAUGGAGAUGACGUGA